Molecule: messenger RNA, 2187 nt
Organism: Peronospora belbahrii
Lineage: Eukaryota; Oomycota; Peronosporomycetes; Peronosporales; Peronosporaceae
Source: the annotation of a GenBank genome assembly
AUGGCGAUUGCUUUUGCUUUGAAUGAGGCAUACAGUAAAUAUGCACGUGAUAUGAAAUCAUCGAAUGUCUUACCGAGUCAAUUUACAAUGAAAUUACGCAAACAUUUACGAGGUAAGAGAUUAUCAGCAUUGACACAAUUAGAAGGAGAUCGUGUCGUGGACUUGACAUUUGGACACGGGACACACAAGUUUCAUUUGAUAUUAGAACUCUAUGCAUUGGGUAAUAUCAUUCUUACGGAUGGAGAUUAUCGUAUAUUGUCCUUGUUGCGCACACAUCGUUUUGAUGAGAAGGUUGAGAUGGCGGUCAAGCAAACGUAUCCAGUACAAUUGCUGGGUGAUCAAGAGAAGAAGCAGGACGGGAUCCAGACGACUGUGCACCUUGUGGAGUUUGUAAAUAGAUGGUUUGAGCAUCAGGAGGUUAAGAUAGCUGCUGCGCUACCUACUCUCGGCAAGGCGCAGAAGAAGAAAAAGACAAAGGCGCUGACGAUGAAGCAGAUACUGCUGCUAAAGGAGUCGACGUUUGGUGGAUUGGGUCCAGCUAUUAUUGAGCAUUGUUUAGUGCGUGCGGAUAUCUCACCUUCACUGAAGAUUUAUAGCCCUGUGGAGUUUGCGGCAGUCGGUGCAGAUAAGCUGACUGCAUUAUUGGCUGAGAUUCAGGAGGGUUGGAAGUUGCUAAAACGACUCCAGGAUGAACAGACUUCUGUGAAUGGUCCGGUUCCUGUCCAAAAUGAUGAGGAAACUACUGAUGCUGAAAACGACGACCAUGAUGGAGCUCUUGCCGUUGCUGCUACGAACAAUGCUUCUGCUGUCACAAAAAAGUGCGGAUUCAUCAUCCUGAAGGAUUCUAUGGAUGAGCAUACUCCAGAGCAGUUCGAGCAGUUUACACCAUUCUUGUACACCCAGUACUUGCACAAAAAAGUCAAGAGCUUCGACACGUUUGACGAGGCUGUUGAUGAGUACUUUUCGCGCUUCGAAGGAGACGCGGCAGAGGUGGCCAAACAAAACGUUCAGCUUGCAGCGGAAAACAAGCUUGCUAAGCUUAAGAAGAACCAGGAGCAACAGCUUGCUCAGCUGCGUCAAGUUCAAGAACAGAGUUUUCAGCACGCUCAGCUGAUUGAAGCCAACCAGCAGGACGUUGAGAAUGUUCUUCUUGUCAUUCGUAGCGCGCUGGCCAGUGGAAUGGAUUGGCGCGGUCUGGAAGAACUUGUGCGCUACGAGCAGAAGAAUGGCAACCCCGUGGCAAGUCUCAUUCACCAAUUAGAUCUUGAGCACAAUCGCGUGUCAAUCUUGCUCUGCGAUGAAGACGAGGAUGACGAGGAUGAACAUGGUGGUGACGGUACUGGCGAGGAAGACAAGCCGGCGCACAUCAUCUGGAUCGAUUUGUCGCUAUCGGCGCUUGCCAAUGCACGUGAAAUUUAUACCAAAAAGAAGAAGGCCAGAGCGAAAGCGGAGAAAGCCACGGAGGCGACCGAUGAGGCAAUUGCACUGGCGGAGAAGACCACCAAGAAAACACUGGAACAACAGCUAACAAAGCGCAACGUGAUCUACCAGCGACGCAAAACACUCUGGUUUGAGAAGUUUCAUUGGUUUCUUUCCAAUGAGAAAUACUUAGUAGUUGCAGGCAAAGACGCUCACCAGAAUGAGCUGCUAGUUAAGCGGUAUUUACGAAAGGGUGACGUAUACGUUCACGCUGAUCUCCACGGCGCUGCCACGUGCAUUGUGCGUAACCAUGCCGUUGUCAAGAACGAAAAGAAUGAAAAGAUCCAGGAGCUGCCGCCCAUUCCUGUGGCCACGCUUGAGCAAGCAGGGUGCAUGAGUGUGUGCCGCAGUAACGCCUGGACCAGUCAGGUGAUUGCUGGGGCCUACUGGGUGCAUGCAGAUCAGGUCUCCAAAACAGCGCCAGCAGGCACUUACCUAGCGACAGGUAGUUUCAUGAUCCGUGGCAAGAAAAACUUCAUCCAGCCUUCUCGCCUUGAAAUGGGUUUAGCGAUUCUUUUUCGCAUUGACGAAAGCUGUAUAAGCAAUCAUGCGCGUCAGAAUGAAGGAAAAGCACACCAAGUUGCAGAUGGCUCUGACAGGAAAGACGUGGGUAAAACCGAGAGUGUGUCUGUAGUAGAAAAUGCACUCGCGCAUCACGAGGAAGAGGAGACAUCGGCAAAAAAAAAAGUUGGACGAAACUUUGUCUAA